This is a messenger RNA of Carlito syrichta (Philippine tarsier), 1634 nucleotides long. It is a transcript of the gene ZNF277, whose product is annotated as zinc finger protein 277. The transcript is spliced from 12 exons. NCBI's taxonomy places the organism in Eukaryota, Metazoa, Chordata, Mammalia, Primates, Tarsiidae. The coding region runs from base 12 to 1382 and encodes 456 amino acids. The record is from RefSeq and is a predicted model, not a curated record.
UCAGGCGGGUAAUGGCUGCUCCCGAGCUCCAGGGGGCUGCAGCCCGACUGGAGGAGGAUGUCGGUGGGAGCGGCUGCGGAGUCGGGGGUGUCAGUGAUGAGGACAGUAAGGAUUGUAUCCUGGAGCCGCUUUCCCUGCCAGAAAAUCCAGGUGGCACCACCACUUUAAAAGGUUCUCCAUCUGUGCCUUGUAUUUUCUGUGAAGAACAUUUUCCUGUGGUUGAACAAGACAAACUUCUAAAGCACAUGAUUAUUGAGCAUAAGAUUGUCAUAGCUGAUGUCAGGUUGGUUGCUGAUUUCCAAAGGUACAUUUUAUAUUGGAGGAAAAGGUUCACUGAACAGCCCAUCAUAGAUUUUUGCAGUGUGAUAAGAAUUAAUUCCACAGCUCCGUUUGAAGAACAAGAUAAUUAUUUUUUAUUGUGUGAUGUUUUACCAGAAGAUAGAAUUCUUAGAGAAGAGCUUCAGAAGCAGAGACUGAAAGAAAUUCUGGAACAACAGGAGCAAGAACGAAAUGAUAUCAAUUUUUAUGGCAUUUGUAUGUUUUGCAGUGCAGAAUUCCUCGGAAACAGAUCUGUUCUUUUGAACCACAUGGCCAGAGAACAUGCUUUCAACAUUGGAUUGCCAGACAACAUUGUAAACUGCAAGGAAUUUCUAUGUACAUUACAGAAAAAGCUUGACAAUUUGCAGUGCUUGUACUGUGAGAAGACCUUCAGGGAUAAAAAUACACUUAAAGAUCACAUGAGGAAAAAACAGCAUCGUAAGAUCAAUCCUAAAAACAGAGAAUAUGACCAAUUUUAUGUCAUCAAUUAUUUGGAACUUGGAAAAUCAUGGGAGGAAGUUCAGUUGGAAGAUGAUCGGGAAUUACUAGACCAUCAGGAAGAUGACUGGUCUGACUGGGAAGAACACCCUGCCUCUGCAGUCUGCUUAUUUUGUGAAAAGCAAGCAGAAACAAUUGAGAAAUUGUAUGUCCACAUGGAGGAUGCACACAAAUUUGAUCUUCUCAAAAUAAAGUCAGAACUUGGGUUAAAUUUCUAUCAGCAAGUGAAACUGGUCAAUUUCAUUCGGAGACAAGUUCACCAAUGUAGAUGUUAUGGCUGUCAUGUGAAGUUCAAAUCCAAAGCAGACUUAAGGACUCACAUGGAAGAAACUAAACACACUUCGCUGCUUCCUGAAAGAAAGAUGUGGGAUCAGUUGGAGUAUUAUUUUCCAACCUAUGAAAAUGACACUCUCCUGUGUACGCUGUCGGACAGUGAAAGUGACCUGACAGCUCAGGAACAAAAUGAAAAUGUUCCCAUCAUCAGUGAAGAUACAUCUAAACUGCAUGCUUUGAAACAAAGCAGUAUUUUGAACCAGAUACUACUACGAGAAUGCUUGAAAAACUAGAAGAAACUACCACAGAAGCAGUUUUUUAUGUUUUUCUCCUAUGAGACAGACAUGAAAGAAUACAGUAGUUUAAAUUUGAACAUCGGCAAAGGAUUAGUCCUUGGUGAAAUAAACUUUUCAAAACUGAAUGUCUCUUCAAAAACAAAGUAGAAAACUAAAACGAAGACUUUUUGUAUUUGAGCUAUAAAAUGUUAUUGUGUGAUCAUCUUAAAUAAUCUCAUCUCAUUAAACUUAUAAUGAGUUACAAAGAAA